Molecule: messenger RNA, 563 nt
Organism: Phragmites australis (common reed)
Lineage: Eukaryota; Viridiplantae; Streptophyta; Magnoliopsida; Poales; Poaceae
Exons: 4
Coding region: 159-413 (84 amino acids)
Source: RefSeq, a predicted model, not a curated record
AAGACAACCAUCAUCGUCUCCGUGUGUGCGCGUCUUCUCUUUUCCCCAAUCGCAUCGCACGCGCUUCAGAUCGGCGACCUCCACACGACGACGAGGAGGAGACGAGGCAAGCAAGUGCAAUCAAGGCGGCCGAUUCUCUCUACUCCCGAUCUCACGACAUGGUCUGCAUCGCGUGCUUCCUGCCCCUGUUCUUGAUCCCUGUGGUCAACGCCCUCCCUUACCUCUUCGACCUCAUCCUCAGAAAGGUGUAUCAGCUACUUGGAUGGGAGUACAGGAGACCUGAAAGAGUCCCACCUGCUUGUCCUUAUAAGCCUGCAGCAAAGAAGAAAGAUGAAGGUGCAAGUGAAUCAAAACCCCUUGUUGAAGACCAAGGCGCUGCAGCAACCGCUGCAGAAGACAAGAAAGAGGAAUGAUGCAUGCGUUCACUCAAUCGAUGUUAGCCGACCCUGAAAAUAGGCACUUCCUCGCUAUCUUGUGAUCAUAUCAUAACUAAGAAAUAAUUGUUGUCAUGAAAAUAUGUUUGGAUGAUGGGUUGAUGAAUGUACUUCUAAUUCUACUGCCAA